UGAGUAAUUUAUAUUCAUACGUUCUGAGAGAAAAUAUGAAAUUUUUUGUUAGUAUACAUUGAUGAUAAUGAAAUAAAUAACUUUUUAUUGUUCACAGGUAAUAAGGAUAACUAAAAAUGGCACGCAUCAGCUCAGUAUCCGCCCGGUCAGGAGUAUACUCUAGUCAUAGGUUAAGCUACUGUCUCGUCGCAAUGUUUCUAUUAGGUUUACCCUUAGCACAAUGUCAACUCGAGAAAAUGUACGUAGAUUUGACGGAUAUCCAUCUACUCGUUGAUGAGACGCGUCUGUUAAAAUUGAUUCAAAUCGGAGAAUACAACACAUCUCUCCAAGCGACCUCCAACAUACAGCAUCUAGAUAUAGUUCAGUUUGUUCCGUCAGUGAUCGAUAUACCAGGUACAGAGGAACCUAACGCCACCGCAGAACAUUCCUAUGAUAUAUGCGCAUAUGGAAAAAGCCCGGGACAUUCAGAAGUAACCUUCAAUGUAACACCGACAGGGUUUGUCAAUCUAGAUUCAGUAUUCCUGCGCGUCACCGUCAUGCAUUCGAACGCCAUAUACAUAAUCUCAUACAUAAUGGGUUGGAUUUACUUCGUCGCCUGGUCGGUGUCGUUCUACCCUCAAAUAUACAUCAACUUCAAGAGGAAGAGCGUCGUCGGACUCAACUUUGACUUUUUAGCGCUCAACAUUAUGGGUUUCACUAUGUAUUCCCUAUUCAACUGCGGGUUGUUUUUCUCGAAGGCUAUACAGGACGAAUACUUUAGUCGCCACCCUCGUAGUUUGAACCCGGUACAGUUAAACGAUGUCUUCUUCUCCUUGCACGCUGCAUUCGCGACCCUUAUUACCAUAGCUCAGUGCUUUUUGUAUGAGCGUGAAGACCAACGUGUAUCGAUGACUGGUCGCGGUAUCUUGAGUGUCUUCGUGGGUAUCGUGAUAAUCACCGCCAGUCUGGGCGCCGCAGAUAAGAUCGCAUGGCUCGACUUCCUCUACUACUGCAGCUACAUAAAACUCUGCAUCACACUUAUCAAAUAUGUUCCUCAGGCGUACAUGAACUACAAGCGCAAAUCGACUGUGGGAUGGAGUAUCGGCAACAUUUUCUUAGAUUUCGUGGGCGGUUUCCUCUCUGUCUUACAAAUGACCCUCAACGCCUACAACUAUAAUGACUGGAUAUCUUUCUUCGGAGACGCGACGAAAUUCGGCCUAGGAUUGUUCAGCCUUAUCUUUGACAUAUUCUUCAUGUUGCAACACUAUGUCUUCUACAGAGAGACCAGGAAAUUAAUGAUUAAUGACUCUAGCGAAGAGGGUACCAGUAUGAUGAGUUCGAGAGCUGGCAGUGAUUACUUUUUGGUUCGGACUUGGGAUGCCGACGAGAAGAAAUAUGAUCUCGAAGCGAAGGCAUGACGGGGUUUAUGCUGCUGCUAAUGCUGCCAUUUUUAAUUUUAUUUGUUUCGUUUAGUUAUUAAUAAUUUCUUUAUUUAUAUUCAGCAUUUACUAGGCUGAAGAAAUGUAGUAAAAUAUUUAAGUUCAAUGCAAGUUAAUAAGCUUAGACUAAUAUGUGAUUUUAAAGCAUACUAUUUUUUGUUACUUUAAUCAUUUCCUACUUGAUGAUCAUUUUGGUUUUUAUUUUCUGUCGAAUUUGUUUUGACUACCAAAAUUUGUUUCGACUAGGCGCAUUUGUUAAUGAUACUUUGAGAAGCGUGGUGUGUCCAAGUCAAAUUGGCUUAUUCUGAGCCACAGAUUAAUUCUAGAUUUCCGAAAAUUAAUUUGCAAAGAUUUGGACGUUUGCAUUAAUGUCCAAUCUGAUUCUUACUUCUACUUCUGUUAUUAUACUUUAUCUUACAAAAAGUUCAAAUCUACCCGGUUCUUAUCUAUUAUACGACCAAUGUGUUUUUAAAUAAGUUUGGAGAAAUGUAUAAAGGUUAAUCUUAUAACCCACCUAAACAAAUUAGGUAUUUCAUUAAUUCCUUCAAUGAAUAGUUGAGAUAUUAGACCACCUUAGAUACACCACGCUUAUGACGGUCACAAAAACGUAUGCAUGCUAAAGACCAAUUUACGAUAUUAUUCCAACAUUCGAACCAUCAUAGCAAUAAAUUGAUAGACUGAUCUGCAUCCGUAUAUUUCGCUGUUGUAUUUAUUAUUAAUUUAAAGUGAUUGUUAUUUGUUGGGAAUAUGAUAAAAUGAAUUUAUUAUUGUUAUGAAAUUGUCAACUACUAAAGGAUCUGUGAUGAAAUAACACAUUUUAUAUUAAAAUGUGUAAAUAUAUCAAUGCAUUUUAAUUUCAUCCUCCAUCGAUUAUGCAUUUAGGACAUGUCCCAUUCAAAGGAACAUACCUUCGCCAUCCUUUUAUCCCAAAUUCUAAAACGUAUUUUUAUGACUGCUUUAGUUUCACUCGAAAAUAACUCGUAUUUUAAGUUAGUUGUGUAAUUUAAUAUGUAAUUAUAUGUUUGAUUAAUAAAUAAGUCUUGAUUU
Melitaea cinxia (Glanville fritillary) is the source of this 2465-nucleotide messenger RNA. RefSeq names its product cystinosin homolog (gene Ctns). NCBI's taxonomy places the organism in Eukaryota, Metazoa, Arthropoda, Insecta, Lepidoptera, Nymphalidae. Gene Ontology annotation, cellular component: lysosomal membrane. Bases 117 to 1397 code for a protein of 426 amino acids. The transcript has 9 exons. Gene Ontology annotation, molecular function: L-cystine transmembrane transporter activity. Gene Ontology annotation, biological process: L-cystine transport. The record is from RefSeq and is a predicted model, not a curated record.